AUGUUAGGAUUUCGGACAAACAUCCUGAGCGUGAAGGUUGUGAGCGUUCGUCCCUCUCCACUCCCCAAACAAUGGAGUGUUCCAAUCGAGUCACUCACACCUGUCAAAAAUCAAUUUGCACGUGGAACUUGUUGGGCGCAUGCUGUAAUUGGUUUUGUUGAAAGUGACUAUCGUGCAAAUGGGAUUCGAAACGGUCUUCUAGAUCCCGAUGAAGUUGUUCAGUUUUCCGAACAAGCUUAUAUGUCAUUACUUGUCACUUACUGUUCAAAACAUCGAGAUAUUCCACUUUGUCGAUAUGGCGGGAUGCUUGAAAACUCGACGAACAAUUUUACUCCGGACUCGUUCUUUUAUUUGCGCAACGUAACGAAUGGGUUUAUUCUCCCCGAAACAAUCUGUCCAUACGAACACUUUUCCGGCGUAAACGAGAGCCUUUGUACUCCGUCCGACAAACAAACACUUGAAGAACACGUCAAGCGGAAUCCAUUAUCAUUUUCUAUCAAGGACAUAGUAACAGUAUAUUCUGUCAAUGAUGUUAAGAACAUAAUGUUAAAAACAUUGUCUCCGAUGACGUAUGGCCUCAACACACUUUUCAACACAAUUCUUCUCCCGUGUAAUUCUUUCAAUCCUCAAAUCAACACAACGGAAUGUCAAAAAUGUUUAACGCCAUGUGCCGGUGGGUGUUGCACAAAGGUAUCAUCAUCAAUGUAUCACAACGACGGCCUUAUCGACAUUUCCGAGGGAAGUGUACGACGUGGCGGACACUCCAUGCUUGUUGUGGGCUGGAACGAUGAAUUUCCAGUUGAACGAAAUCUGCACUUAAAUGACCCGAUAUUCCAAUGUGAUUGGGCCAAGAUUGAUGUCAAUCACAACUCAUCUCAUCCUCCACAAAAUAAUAGUAAAAAUAACAAUACUGCAACUAUUAAAAAUGUGAUUGAGAAGCGAGUGAAACGGUGGACAAAGGGAGGUUUGAUUCUGAAGAAUAGUUACGGCACAAAGGGCCAUACUCUCGGGUUUUACCUUCAAAACCAUUCUCUUCUUAACGAAGAUACAAUCUGUCCAUUGAGCAUUCAUCCAAGUCGAUGGUAUCCUUUAGAUGUUAAUUGUAUCAAAGAAGGGCGUAGUUUUAUGAAUUGUUCGAACGGGAAAUUACGAAAAAUCGGGAAUAGUAAAAUUUUCUAUGGAGCAACUAUAUUGAAAUGUAAAGAAGGAAUUAGCCGUGAUGAAGCCAAAAAUUUGGGAUUUGAGGAGUGUGGAACGAACGAUCCCAAAACGCGAUAUGCACUUUCGGCACAAUGGUAUAAUGUGACCUUUAAAAGAGCUAUACCCAAAACCUUGGCAAUGGGUGACGGGUUUUUAUUAUAUUUAGCGAAAUGGGAGAACGGGAAGAUUAAUACAACAAUACAAGAAACUCGAACACUAUUAACGUCGUGGGACUUUGUGACUCAAUUGUUUGAGAUGGAUACCAAUGUAACCAAUUCAGAGCACUGUGGAUAUUAUUUCCAGCCAUAUGACACUAUUGAAUAUCUUGCUUCAGAGUUUGGUCAUGACACUUUCGAGUCUUAUGGAUUCUCUUAUUACUGUCUUAAAUGGGAACCGGAGUCAUAUUACAAAGUUUCAAAGCACAAAAGCAAAUUCAAAGGGAUCAGAGAAUCAACAAAGAAGUUUGUCACGCCACAGUUUGACGGUCCGUUUGGUGGGAGAGCAAAUUAA
This is a messenger RNA of Entamoeba invadens IP1, 1710 nucleotides long. RefSeq lists its product as hypothetical. NCBI's taxonomy places the organism in Eukaryota, Evosea, Mastigamoebida, Endamoebidae. The transcript has 3 exons. Bases 1 to 1710 code for a protein of 569 amino acids. The record is from RefSeq and is a predicted model, not a curated record.